This is a messenger RNA of Myxozyma melibiosi, 1510 nucleotides long. Its product is annotated as putative squalene synthetase. Lineage: Eukaryota; Fungi; Ascomycota; Lipomycetes; Lipomycetales; Lipomycetaceae. The transcript is spliced from 6 exons. The coding region runs from base 107 to 1354 and encodes 415 amino acids. The record is from RefSeq and is a predicted model, not a curated record. Gene Ontology annotation, molecular function: squalene synthase [NAD(P)H] activity. Gene Ontology annotation, cellular component: endoplasmic reticulum membrane. Gene Ontology annotation, biological process: farnesyl diphosphate metabolic process; ergosterol biosynthetic process.
ACCUCUUCCUUCGCGGCCUUUUACAUCCUCUUUCAAAGUCGAAGAUAACAUCUGAUAAAGCUGCAAGUCUAAAAUUCUAUCUUUUCGGCUUUCUGAUUUCUCAACGAUGUCAAAAUACUUGCAGCUACUUGCCCAUCCGUCGGAAUUGCGCGCUGUUAUCCAAUGGUCGGUUUGGCACGACCCGGUUUAUCCCCGUGAGCCGGAGAAGGAGUCGGAAAACUUGAAGCGCUGCUAUGAGCUUUUGAACUAUACCUCCCGAAGCUUCUCUGCCGUUAUCCAGGAGCUUUCGCCUGAAUUGCGUGUCGUUAUUGCAAUCUUCUAUCUGAUUUUACGUGGAUUGGAUACCAUCGAAGAUGACAUGACCAUUCCCAAUCCGACGAAACUGCCAAUCCUGCGCUCGUUCCACGAAGUCAUUGACACCCCGGGUUGGACCUACAACGACAGCAAGGAGAAAGACGCCGUGGUCCUUCGAGAAUUCGACAAAGUUAUCAUCGAAUACCAGAACCUUAAGGACAAGUACAAGGUCGUCAUCAAGGACAUCACCAAAGAAAUGGGCCACGGAAUGGCUUCUUACUGCGAGAACGAGGAUUUCAACAAGAAGGGAGUCGACACUGUGAAGGACUAUGAUCUUUACUGCCACUAUGUUGCCGGAAUUAUCGGCGACGGUCUUACGCGUCUCGGAGUCGAGGCCGGAGUUGCCAAUCCUAAGCUCCUAGACAAUCCUCAAUUGUACGAGUCAAUGGGCCUUCUCCUACAGAAAACAAAUAUCAUCCGUGAUUACCACGAAGACCUGAUGGACAACCGUCGUUUCUGGCCCAAGGAAAUCUGGCAAAAGUACGCCAAAAGCCUCGAUGACUUUGCCAAGCCCGAGAACGAGGCAGCCGGUCUCGACUGUCUGUCCGAGAUGGUUGCGAACGCGAUCGAGCAUGUUCCUGACUGUCUGUUUUAUUUGGCUGGUAUCAAAGAGCAGUCGAUGUUCAAUUUCUGCACUAUCCCGCAGGUUAUGGCUAUCGCUACUCUGGAGCUUGUCUACCGUAAUCCUAAGGUUUUGACUGGUCAUGUGAAGAUUCGGAAAGGAUUGGCAUGCAAACUUAUGCUCGAGGCCGUCAAUGUGCGUACGACAUACGACACUUUCCAAGAGUACUGCCACAAGAUCCAGGCGCGCAACACCCCCCGGGAUCCCAUGUACGUGCGCAUCAGCGUCGCCUGCGCCAAAGUAGACCAGUUCAUCGAGACCGUUUUCCCGACAAAGUUCGUGCCCCAGACAGCGGCCAACAACGCCUUCUUGGUUUUUGGAUUGUCGUUUGCCGUUGUUGGUAUUCUCAUUGUGUACACUAUAUUCUUACUCGACUAAUCUCUUUUUGUAUCUCUUUUAUAAUCGUUUGUUUUUGUGUGUGGUUGCUGUAACAGCAUUUCCAACUGUCUGACUGUCGAAUCAAAUCUUUAAAGUAACUGUAGAAAUAUUAGAUUUAAUGACAGAGAGAUCAAUAGUUUGUAUUUACUAUUAAGA